Molecule: messenger RNA, 2135 nt
Organism: Capsella rubella
Lineage: Eukaryota; Viridiplantae; Streptophyta; Magnoliopsida; Brassicales; Brassicaceae
Product: beta-hexosaminidase 2
Exons: 3
Coding region: 212-1954 (580 amino acids)
Biological process (GO): glycosaminoglycan metabolic process; carbohydrate metabolic process
Cellular component (GO): membrane
Molecular function (GO): beta-N-acetylhexosaminidase activity
Source: RefSeq, a predicted model, not a curated record
UAAAGACAGAAGAAGAAGAUUGCCUUGUUAAGAGAAUGAAGCAAUUUUUUAGAUAUUUUCUCAGUCAGAUUCUCCCGGAGAAGCUUCUAUGAAUGACAUCUAGUGUUCGUCGUCUUCCGCCUCCUUUGCUUGACUUAAGGAUUUUGAAAAAAUCCAUUAGCAGUAGUAGAUUUAUUCAAGAACAGCAUUAUUGUCAAACACUGAAGAAAUAAUGAUGAAUCUUUCCAAGUUUCAUGUGAUACUAAUCCAAUUACUCUUCGUCAUUUCACUUCUUUCGCCAUUUCUCUCCACUUCGACACCUAUCAACAUUUGGCCAAAGCCGAGAUACCUGUCAUGGCCUCAACAUAUAGCCAUUGUCCUCUCUCCAAAAUUCACCAUCCUUGCCCCUGAACACCAAUACCUUUCGGCCUCUGUAACACGCUAUCACAACCUGAUCCGCUCUGAGAAUUACUCGCCACUCAUUACACAUCCUGUCAAAUUUAUGAAAGGUUACACCUUGAGCAACCUUAAAGUCAUUGUGACUGAUCUUUCUCUUCCGCUUCACCACGGCGUUGAUGAGUCUUAUAACCUCUCCAUCCCCAUUGGCAGCUCUUCAGCCCACUUGUUAGCUCCGUCGGUUUGGGGAGCUAUGCAUGGCCUUGAGACAUUCUCUCAGAUGAUUUGGGGAACAUCUCCUGAUUUGUGCUUACCGGUUGGCAUUCAUAUUCAGGAUUCUCCUUUGUUUGGCCACAGAGGCGUUUUGCUCGAUACAUCCAGGAAUUACUAUGGAGUUGAUGAUAUAAUGAGAACAAUUAAGGCCAUGAGUGCAAACAAACUCAAUGUCUUCCAUUGGCAUAUCACUGACUCGCAAUCUUUUCCGUUAGUGCUUCCUUCUGAACCUUCACUCGCUGCAAAAGGAUCUUAUGGACCAGACAUGGUAUACACUCCUGAGGAUGUCUCUAAGAUUGUUCAAUAUGGUUUUGAGCAUGGAGUUAGAGUACUUCCUGAAAUAGACACUCCUGGCCAUACAGGAUCGUGGGGAGAAGCUUACCCGGAAAUAGUGACAUGUGCCAACAUGUUUUGGUGGCCUGCUGGUAAAAGUUGGGACGAACGGUUAGCUAGUGAACCCGGGACUGGUCAGCUUAACCCCUUGAAUCCUAAAACAUAUGAUGUAGUUAAAAACGUCAUACAAGAUGUUGUUAAGCAAUUUCCAGAAUCUUUCUUUCAUGGAGGUGGAGAUGAAGUUAUCCCAAGCUGUUGGAAAACCGAUCCUGCCAUAAAAUCUUUCAUGUCCUCUGGUGGAACACUAAGUCAGCUUCUUGAAAAGUACAUAAACUCUACAUUACCUUACAUCGUGUCACAGAACCGUACAGUUGUUUACUGGGAAGAUGUUCUGCUGGAUGCACAAAUCAAGGUGGAUCCAUGGGUUCUACCUAAAGAGCACAUAAUCUUACAGACUUGGAAUAACGGUCCUGAGAAUACAAAGAGAAUCGUAGCUGCUGGUUACAGAGUAAUUGUCUCUUCAUCAGAGUUCUACUACUUAGACUGUGGUCAUGGCGGUUUUCUAGGGAAUGAUAGUAUAUAUGAUCAGCACGGAGGCGGUGGUGGGUCUUGGUGUGCACCUUUCAAGACGUGGCAGAGCAUAUACAACUAUGAUAUAACCUAUGGUUUGCUCGAUGAGGAAGAGAAGAAGCUGGUGCUAGGAGGAGAAGUUGCGUUAUGGUCAGAGCAAGCUGACUCGACGGUUUUAGAUUCACGGCUUUGGCCCCGUGCCUCUGCGUUUGCAGAGAGCUUGUGGUCAGGGAAUAAAGACGAGAGAGGUGUUAAGAGGUGUGGUAAAGCUGUUGACCGGUUAAACCUCUGGAGGUAUAGGAUGGUGAUUAGAGGGAUUGGAGCUGAACCAAUUCAGCCAUUGUGGUGUUUGAAGAAUCCUGGGAUGUGUAAUACAGUUCACGGCGCUCUUGAAGAUAAAUAACAAGAGAAAGUUUCGAAAUUGGAUCCGACUCAGAGAAAACAAAAACAUAAUCCUGAUCAGGGUCUUUUGAUUGUUGUACUUCUUUACUUGGUAGUUAGGGUUGUAAUGUUCACAUGCUGAAGUUGUUCGGUUUUUUUAUAAUUAGUUAAAAGUUAUGGGGUUAAAGUGGAAAUAUUCGUUA